CUUGUGUUAUUUGAAACGUUUGCGUGACUUGUGAAAUAUCUUUGUGAAUGUGUGAUUGUGUAUGGAGGGGCACAUAUUUGUAAUCUGAUGUGUUUCUUUUGGCAUUAUAUGAUUGAAAUCUCCGUUAAAAACACAGUUUAAAAAAGUGCCCCUAGGUCGUCGCAAGGUGGCGGCCUCCCGCUCCGACCGCAGCACAGAGCGUUGGAUUGUGGGUAUCUCCUGUUUCCCCAUUGGCCGUGACAGUCAGCUGUGUGCGGCAAAGUUUUGGCACAGUUAGGUUAUCAUAACUUGCGUUAUUACAUGAAGUACAGCAAUAAAUCUAAUAUCCGACGCGUGGUGUACGCCGGUUUAUUCACCGAGUGUUUGUUCUUGCAAUCAAACGGUUUUGGAAAUAUAAAAAGUUGACAAAACAACUAUCGUAAUGAGUUUGAACGAACACUCCCUACAGGCUCUGUCAUGGAGAAAACUUUAUUUGAGCCGGGCAAAAUUAAAAGCAACAAGUCGCACCUCGGCUCUUUUAUCGGGCUUCGCAAUGGUUGCCAUGGUGGAAGCACAACUGGAGCCAGAUCAUGCUUAUCCCCCAGGGUUGCUCAUAGCAUUUAGUGCCUGUACCACAGUUUUGGUUGCAGUACAUCUUUUUGCCCUCAUGAUCAGUACUUGUAUCCUUCCUAACCUUGAGGCCGUCAGCAACGUCCACAACCUGAAUUCUGUGAAUGAAUCUCCGCAUGAACGCAUGCAUCGCCACAUAGAGUUGGCAUGGGCAUUUUCCACAGUCAUUGGCACCCUUCUGUUUCUGACUGAGGUAGUGCUCUUGUGCUGGGUCAAAUUCUUACCUCUCAAACGCCCCAAUGCCAAGGAAAAUGACACCAUCAGUUCUGGCGAGGCGGCAGCCAUUGCAUCCACAGCCAUUAUGGUGCCAUUCGGACUUGUGUUCAUUAUAUUUGCUGUCCACUUCUAUCGCACGCUUGUCAGUCACAAAACUGACCGACAGAUCCGGGAACUGGAGCAAGUUAUUCGUCUCCAGAACCAGCUGGACCACCGGGCUGAGAAUGAUGACCUGCAGGCCUCGGUCCUUAUCCCCUGAGUAAACAGAUAGAGCUACAGACUCUACAGUGGUUUCAUUGUGACAUCUGAGCUGAUUUUUUUUUUCUUAAAAGGUAUGAAUUUUUCUCAAAUGCCUUUAGUUUAUUAUAAGUUUCAAUUUUUAUUUCUUUUGACUCCAUCCACUUUUGGAACCGCGUGCUCAUUGUCCUCCACAAUUUAUAUGUCAGAGAAAUGGUUUUCAUUUGACCCCUGUCAAGAUAAAUCAACUUGCGUUCAACCUGGGCAGUUGCUCAAAUUACAACCCCAUGAUUUUCUCACCUUACAAGCACUUGUGGACAGUGUUAUAGAAAUUUGAAUUGUCAGGGUUCACUGUAGUGGUAUAUGGGAGUUACUAAAUCUUUAUCAGUACACAACAUGGAUGCACGAUUUAACAGCUUUACUUGACAGCUUCAAUUGCAAACUGAAUUUAAAUUUUAGAAUACUAGGAUAUACGAUGUCAGCAGUUAAUUCUUGUUUUUUGGCACCAUUUGAGUGUUUGAAGCAGAUAGCGAUAUGUCUUAACACUGUAGAUAAAUUACUUAUGGUUACUAACGCAUUUGAUCAAAGUGUUAUGUUGUUGACUGCCAUGGUAGGGUGGUUUCCUCACCCAUCUCCAUUCAUAGGUCCAAAGCCUUACCUAAAUGGGAUUCACAUUGGAUCAAAACAUAAGUGAGUCAUAGGGGUGUCCGGGUGGCGUGGCGGUCUAUUCCGUUGCCUACCAAAACAGGGAUUGCCAGUUCGAAUCCCUGUGUUACCUCCAGCUUGGUCGGGCGUCCCUACAGACACAAUUGGCCGUGUCUGUGGGUGGGAAGCUGGAUGUGGGUAUGUGUCCUGGUCGCUGCACUAGCAUCUCCUCUGGUCGAUCGGGGCGCCUGUUUGGGGGGGGAAUUAGGGGGAAUAGUGUGGUCUUCCCAAGUGCUACGUCCCCCUGGUGAAACUCCUCACUGUCAGGUGAAAAGAAGCGGCUGGCGACUCCACAUGUAUCGGAGGAAGCAUGUGGUCAUCUGCAGCCCUCCCCAGAUCGGCUAAGGGGUGGAGCAGUGACCAGGACAGCUUGGAAGAGUGGGGUAAUUGGCCGGAUACAAUUGGGGAGAAAAAAAGGGGGAAUCCCCCCAAAAAACAAAACAAAACAUAAGUGAUUCAAAGUUACUCGUUCUUAGUGUAAUGUGCCUGGCCCCACACCAAACCUUGAUGUGUGUAUAAUAAAUUACAUCAUUGGAGCUUAUUCAAAGCAGUCCCACGUUGGGGAUUGUACAAAUUGAGUCAUGGACAGGUGAAGUAAGUGUGAGAUGACAGUACACACAGUCUGUGUGUCCAUCGUACUAAAUGUUAUCUCUAUUCUGAAAACUUAUUGGCCCCUGUAGAGCUUUAGUUUAUCUGCUGCACCCAAGUCUAAUCCCACUUGUUACUGAGAUUUGAAAUCGUUGAUUUGAAAUUGUAAUAUGUUUUAUUUUAGCUGUAUUACCAUCUAUGGAAAUGCUGAGCCCUUAAAUUGUGCUGCAUGUUUGCAUCUAUAGUCACACAAUCACAUAUUCUCUCUUCUUACUGAUGCAGAAUGUUGACAUUAUUUAAAUUCAUAUAGCUGUUUUACAUUUACAGUUACAUAUAAUUUUAUUUUUUGGUGUCUUGUUACAUGUUAUAUGAAAGGCACUGACCAUGCCCAUUAUCAAUGGGCAAAGUGAAAUACGUUUGUGCACCUAAGAGGUGGUGUGAAAACAUUCACCAAAAUGGUAAGCAGCGGUUGAUUUAAGAAGCAGACUGUCGGUAAGGAUCCAUGUACAAAGACAGCUCUUAUUUUCAAGGUGCACAGCGUACUGGUGUCACCUUUUGAAGGAUGUACUUUGAGGUGUGCAGUUAACACAUUUACUAUUUGCAUGGCCUCCAUUUCUGAGGAACUUUAACAGACUUGGGAUAAUAUGAGUUUUGUCCUCAAGACAAUACAAUUGCAGAAAGGCUUUAGGCAAAAUUCCUGUUUUAGCUCAUUGGGAGUUGGGUUUCCUAGCAGGGCAGAGAUAAGGUCAGGAAAUGACGUGAAUAUGUGCAUGUUAAUGGUCAGCAGGUUCUCCUCUCUACUUUCUGAGGCAACAAAAUGCAUCUCGAAUCUAAUAUCAUUAGUGCAUGUUUUUGUUCGAUGUCUUUAUGGCUGUAUUUGACGUGCUUUGUUAACUGAGCUACUAAGGGACACACUCAGAGGAUGAUUUAGAGACGAGUACUCUUUUUUUUUGUACAGGUGCUCUCAUGCACUCAGUCUAAUAGAAAAUGUUUGGAGGUAUUUGCUUAUACAUGCAUCGUGAGAAAAUACCAUUUCCCGUACAUCUGAUGAAAUGCGUAUCGGCAUUACCUGUAAGAAACCAUAUUCCAAAGCAUGUAUUUUUUCAUUUCUUAAAAGUGGUUGCUACUUUUUUACUUUAUGUAGUUUACACAGUUGAGCAUGUUUGUGCACCAUGUUUGUGAGAAAUGUUGAAAACAUUGAAUAUUUGUUUUGUCUUUGUCCUUUGGCACAUAGGGGAAGUUCUUGACUGCAGGGGGAAGUUUAAGUGUAUCAUUUUCUCUCCAGGGCCGUAGUGUACGAGAGGCGUUACAGCCCCUCAACACUCCAGGUGUAAAUGUAUGUCAGCUUACAAGAUGCCGCUUUUUGGAGACAUGCAAAGGGGGUAAAAGAGAUAUGUUAGUGACUCAAACAGGUAAAAUAAUUGUCUGCUCAAAGCAGCUCAUGGCAGUCUAGUUGUUUAUGUCAAAGAAUUAUUUGUUUUAUUCUAAUUGAAAUCAAAUUGUUUGGAGUCACUGCAUCGUUUCUUGUUGAAAUGUGCAACACUCGUUGCUAAUGUUUUUAAGGAUUUUUUUACAUGUGCCUGUUUUUUGUUUUUUGUUUUUUGAAAAGCAAUCAAGGGAAAUGCUUGACAGUAUUCCUUUGGUUUAUUUUUCAUGUGUGUGUUUUAUUUAUUUUAGCUUAUAUAGUUUUUAUUCUGAGGUUUUCAUGCUUUACGUAGGCCCAAAGUGUUUAAACGUUUGACGGCGUUGCAGUUUGCGUAUCUGUGAUGUGUUGCACUGGUGAAAAAAGUUGAAAUUUUUAUGAUCUGUAAAGACUCGGCAGAAUUUAUAUUGCCAAUUUGGUGAAUAAAAAUAUCUAUGG
This is a messenger RNA of Lampris incognitus (smalleye Pacific opah), 4216 nucleotides long. It is a transcript of the gene orai1a, whose product is annotated as ORAI calcium release-activated calcium modulator 1a. The transcript is spliced from 2 exons. Gene Ontology annotation, biological process: store-operated calcium entry. The record is from RefSeq and is a predicted model, not a curated record. Gene Ontology annotation, molecular function: store-operated calcium channel activity. Lineage: Eukaryota; Metazoa; Chordata; Actinopteri; Lampriformes; Lampridae. The coding region runs from base 422 to 1084 and encodes 220 amino acids. Gene Ontology annotation, cellular component: membrane.